Molecule: messenger RNA, 2733 nt
Organism: Brassicogethes aeneus
Lineage: Eukaryota; Metazoa; Arthropoda; Insecta; Coleoptera; Nitidulidae
Source: the annotation of a GenBank genome assembly
CACGACGCAUUUAUAACCAGGGAGUGGUAUUGUUACGCUUCCAACUGCAACUAAAAAACACAAAAACAAACAAUAUUUACCUAGUCUUUACGUGCAUUUCAUGUUUCUAAAGUGAUUGUAGAGUAUGCAGUGACUUUAAGUGGCAAGUGAUGUUAGAAAGAGUGACAUAUAGCAUGCGGGUACGGUCUGCAAGGUCGGUCGGUGAAAAUGCAAACGCUGCCAGGCGGUAAGGACAUGUCCGGCAUUUUCGGUCGCGAAAAACGUCGUCGGUUCGAUGGUUUCUAGACAGAAUUGACCAAAGGCAGAUUGUGUUGUUUACCUGUUGGAGAAACCGGCAUCGUGUCACCACUACAACUUGUUGCUCGGACCUACCUACGGCGGCAUCACUCAGUCGCCAUCACCACUUGUUUCUGCAACCACCUGCCAACUUAAAAACAGCGCACCCGCCUGGAAACACUCCGCUCCAUUAAUUAUUAUCACCCAAAGCCUACAGUGUUUGCAACAAUGCCUCGUUGCUACAUGGUAAAGAAACAAAGCACUAAGCAUCAGUCGUCGCUACGGGACACGAGGCAGGAGGAAAACUGUUGGGAGCAGGCACCUUCUAGAGAACAAUUAGCCCCUGACAGCCCCACGGAGGGCUGCGUGGCCCCUUCGCCCAGCUACACGUCGCUGACUAAUCGCACAGAGGAUUACCAGGAAUAUGUACCAAAACACGAAAUAUCCGACUCAAGAAACAGCGAUGGAGAAAUCCUCAUUUUCCGUGACCAGCAAAGAAGUCCAGAGGAAACGGAGGCGGCACACGAUCUUCUAUCGCUCUCUCAAAGCCUACCGCCGCUCACCAACCCGAGCGUGGUCAUGUUUCAUCACACAGUUCCGACUGACUCCGAGAGUGCCACCUCCAGCUACUACAGGUCUCUUACUCCAGAACCUCAAAAAAAUACCAAAUUGAUUACCAAUGUACCAUCCGCGCCCAUCGUUUACGUGGUACAAUUACCAGCAAUUUCCACAGUUCCAACGCCGCCCAUUUCAGAACCAUCAAACGAUAUUAUAAUGGAAACCGGCGAUCAAACGACAUGUGAGGAAAGUGAUAUUGUUAUUUUUCCACUGUCUCCUGAAUUGCCAGAGAAAAAGUACGAUAUAAAUGAAUCCGCCGAGGAAUAUAUUACUGAGACGAUACAGGUAGUUGAUAACAAACAGACGGUACUGGUAAGCUCCCCUCUAGAACUUCCAGAUACCAGAAAAAGAAACUAUAAAUGCUCUAAUUCUGAACAAUUAAAGUCAAAUGCACAAGUGCAGCCAAAGAAUAAUAAUAAUUCGAAAGUGUCGAGGAAUAAGAACAAGGACAGGGAGGAAGUUUUGGAAAAGAAACCAAGGUCAUCCAGGAGAAAAACGAAAUUCUACAAAGUUGUGGAUUCUUCGACUGACGAACACGACGAUCAAAACUCCUCGGAAGAGACAAGCAACGUUCUCAAGGGCUUCCCAUGCAACGAGUGCGGCAAAAUGUAUGCUACAUCUAGCAACCUGUCGCGGCACAAACAGACCCAUCGAAGCCUGGAUUCUCAGUCGGCCAAAAAGUGCAAUACGUGCGGUAAAGCCUACGUCAGCAUGCCCGCCUUGGCGAUGCACCUUCUCACUCACCGCCUCUCCCACAGUUGCGGAAUUUGCGGUAAGCAAUUCUCCAGACCCUGGCUGCUCCAAGGUCACCUGAGAUCCCACACGGGGGAGAAACCCUAUGGGUGCGCCCAUUGCGGAAAGGCCUUCGCCGACAGGUCCAAUCUAAGGGCUCACAUGCAAACCCACUCAGGCGACAAAAACUACACCUGUCACAAAUGCAAAAAGAGUUUCGCCCUCAAGUCAUACCUUACCAAACACCAAGAAUCUUCUUGCGUUCAAGUUACCCAGUUAAAAGAGGUCGUGUCGGUCAGUGUAGAGACGCAGACAUCCAUGGAUUAAGUUCCGAGCUCAAUUUUUUCACUAUUUAAUUGACGAAAUAAGUCGUAUUAAUUUGGGGAGAAUGUUUAAUGAUUUUUUAAUGGAUAAAAGCAGUUUUGUUGAUAUUAUAAUAUACAUUUUUGAUACAAAGUAAUUCGUCUAAAGAUUGAAUAAAAAUUAAUAAAGACAGAUGUUUUAAUGAAAUGUUGAAGAUACUGAAUUUCGUACCUUUAAAAAAAUAACAAGAAGCACUUCUCAGGGAUAAGUCUUAAAUUUAAGGUAUCAAUUACGUCCUAUUUUAAAAAUUCUAUAAAUUUUAUUUUUGCAUAUUAAAGAAACGUUUUUUCUCAUUAUUUUCUGCUUAAUUGUAUUAAGUAAUGUACUAAAAUAACUUAAUAACAGCCAUUCAAAUCACCUACCAUUCCCGUCAUAUGGGUAUUUAAAUCAAGGCUACUUGGUGGCCACCAAUCACUGUAUGACAAAAAGCACAACUCUUUGUAUAAUACCAAUUUCCUUAAUACUACAAUGUUCCUGUCUAUUUCCGUUAUAUCUGAAAAUAACCUACCUAUUAAUCAAAAUUUAUUUUAUAAUACUAACAAAACUGCAUUUAAUAAAACGACCAAGUUAAAACUGAUUUGUAAAUAGUUGUAAUAUAGUUUAAAUUAUUGAAAAAUUAUAAUCUGGUAGAGCCAAGUCUGAGCCCGGCAAUAAUAAGCAAUAUUUCAAUACUAAAAACGCUUAAUACUCGUACGUAAAAACACUGGAGAAAAUUAACAGAAUUAUAAAAAGCAACGAACGUAC